Poeciliopsis prolifica (blackstripe livebearer) is the source of this 761-nucleotide messenger RNA. Its product is annotated as gastrin-releasing peptide-like. The coding region runs from base 195 to 614 and encodes 139 amino acids. The transcript has 3 exons. The record is from RefSeq and is a predicted model, not a curated record. Lineage: Eukaryota; Metazoa; Chordata; Actinopteri; Cyprinodontiformes; Poeciliidae. Gene Ontology annotation, molecular function: neuropeptide hormone activity. Gene Ontology annotation, biological process: neuropeptide signaling pathway.
UCUGCAAGUCGGUGCAGCGGGACGUCUUGCUUUUUUGUUCACCGGUGCAACUAGCAGAAAAAAUAGAACAAAAAAAUAAUAAUAAUAAAAGAGAAAAGCGAUUAUGGUGUCGAUCGUUUAAAGUUAGACCGAGUUAAGUCAAUGCAACGUAAGGAUUAGUAUACAUCGCGUAGAGCUGACCCUUUCCUCCUAUCAUGUGUGCGGGGCGCCUUUGUUACUCGUGGUCCUGCAGAGCGCUCUGGCCGGUUUUCAUCAUCCUGGCGGCAGCGCCUUGUCUGCUGCGCUGCGCUGAGAGACCUGCUGCGUCAGUUGUUGGGAAAAUGUAUCCAAGGGGCAAUCACUGGGCUGUAGGUCAUUUAAUGGGAAAGAAGAGCAUUACCAGUCUGCCUGCACGGCAGCAGGAACAUCUCGACUACCUCACGCUUUCGCAGUCGGACGAGAUCUUUGAUCAGGACCAAACUGUGAAGGAAAUGUCAGCAGAGAGCCAAGAGCAAACAGUGCUGCGGAAGCUGCUCCACAGCAACAGGAGAGAAGACAACAGAGGAAAGCAUCUCCGAGAGGUGUUAGACCUCCUGAUUCUGACUUUGAAGCAGCGAGACAGCGAAUCCUCCUGAAGGCAAGACAAGCCCAGUGGCAAACCCAGCUGCUGAGGUCUACUCAACCUGCUCUGUAAUCACAUAUUUACAAUGUAUAAGCUCUGUGCUGUAGGCACACAAAAACGAUGGUGUUUUUGGUGAAUUAGCAUUUUUACUUGCACAAAA